AUGGCAGCCGCGCACGAGAUCGCCGUCGUGCCACCCGACCCAUCUUUCCCAACAGACACAUACAAAAAUUACAAGCCUUUUGACGACGACUUUGAAAAAACGCUUGAUCACAUUCUCGCCGAAGAGCAAAGUCUCGAGGACUCCCGAGCCAGUGACUGGCCCUUUUAUUUAGGUGCCGAGCAAGAUGCCGAGACACCGCGCUCUGGUGUCUCGUACGAGCAAGAUAUCAACGGAACGAGCAGGUCACCAGUCUCUACGAGGUCGAACAUUUACGACGAGGCAGCAAAGCAGCGGAAAGCAGUACAAGUGGUGAAGAAAAGGUCAAUCGCUACGAGAAAAAUCACUAUUGUUGAUCUCUGCAGUGAAGAUGAACAGGAGGAAUUGGACGGGCCGAUGCUUAGUGAUAGCGAUUGUCACGGGCAAUUGGAGCGUCAGGCUGCGGACACCAGCCGGGCAAACACCGCAGUCGGGGAAAGCCCGCCUGAUAACGUCCACACCGAUUCGGCGGGGCCCUCAUGUGCAGUUAAUGGCAGAUAUGACCCUGUCGGGAAACACAAUGGAGCAGCUGUAGAGUCUGCCAACGGGCUCAUAAAUGGCGAUGGCGAUGGACAAGGAGGUGGCGAUGUUGAUGCUUCAGCGUGUACAUCAACGAACCCUUCUGUCAAGCCAUCGGACAGUACGCCGCAAGACGACGAAGAGGAAUGGAGUAUCUUCCGGACCGUUAAAAGAUCAACAAAACGUCGAAUACUGCGUUACAUUGCGGCUCAUCCAUUCAUGUCUCAGUCUAUUCAGCCGGUGAGGCGAUCCGAGCGGCAACAAUUCAUCAAAGACAUGGUGACCGAGUCAGUGACGUUGGGUCUUGAUCCGUCUUUGCUGUGGGAUUUGAUCAUGUAUGUGCGCCGGCUGUAUCUUCAAAGAGUCGGAGUUGAAGCGGUGCCAAUUGCAGACGGCACAAAUGAUCCCUGCUUUGGACAGGAGGUCGAUGACCUUGCUCGAGAGCCCUCCACCCCUCGAAAAGCCCAGCCAGGGAGUUAUGACGGCGGGUCAGCGCGUCAACAGCACAAGAAGGAUAAUGCUGCUGUAUGUGCGGAUCGGGAAUCCUCGGAGAUGCAAGAAGCCAUCUCUACAGCCGAUGACAGCCCAGCGCAGUUCCACUCUGCGCGUUCCACUCUCACCUUCACCGAGUGUCCUGAUCAGCCGGCCGGAGAACUCGAUUGUUCACAGCCUACCACGCCCUCUGUUCGCGCCAGCACCGAAGAUGCACGAGCUCAGGGAAAGUACACGACCCCGGAGUCGACCGCAAAAGCACCCACAUCGUCACCUUCACCUAUAUUGACUCGGUCACACCAGAGCUUUGAGAAUGCUCGUGUUGCUGAUUCAGGUGAAGUCCAUGAUGUCGGUACAGUGGGCACAGAUGGACAGGCUGACAUGCUCUCGAAUUCACUGGAAGACGCGGCAGUGAUAUACGUGCAAGCAGAAAAUACCCAGGCCUCACCGAAAGCUCGCAAGGAUGUCGCGAUCAGUGGCUCGGACAUUGGUGCACUUGAGCCAUCGCCACUGCUGCCGCCGCAGCUGGGGUCAUCUCAGAUUCCAGAUUCAACUUCACCUAAUCGACUAAGCACUCAGAGACCCAUGGAAGAUGAAAAUUCUCUUUCCUCGAAGAUGUCUAAAACCCAGAAGCGGAAAGCCAGAAGACUAACACUCAAGAAGGCCCAGAGCACGGUUGAUGGAAUGCAGGCCUCAUGUUCGUCCAAAGCUGCAGGCCAGAGUCCAAUUGAGUCACGAAACAACUCGACACAUGCGACAGACCCUCAUCAAGACGGAGGCCAUGAGCCAUUAAGUGGGGUUUUCAGCUGUUCAGCUCUGGGGCCUGCAGAUGAGGGAAAUGAUAAUUCAACUAUUGAGACAGACCAAACUGCUGCCAUUGCUGCUCAAAGCAUGUCUAAAAACCAGAAGAGGAAGGAGAGGAAAAGAGUCAUGCGAGAAAAAAAACAGCUGAAAUAUCAGCAAAAGAAAGCCAGAGAUUCGGAAUCGCAACGGCAAGGCUCUCAGGCCGUCUUACACGACAAGUCAGCAUGUACGGAACGGACGCCCAUAUUUCCCUCUCAACGCCUCGCAAUGAACCCCGAGCCGAGGAAAGAAAAGAAACGAAAAGACCGCGAGCAGAAGCGUGAGCAGAAGAGAGAGCGCAAACGAAAAAGGGAAUCAUUGAAGGUCGAGCUAUCGAGUAACCAUCAUCACAGCGAUCGAGAGCACGGCGAUCCACUCUCAAACCGGGAGGAGCCUGACGUUGAGGCGCACUCCGGCAUGCUCACAACCUCCAGAGGUAAAAAACAAAAGCUGGACAGUCGCCGAAAGAGUUUGUCGAGUCUUGCCGACAAUGCUUUGUUUGCCUCGAAAGGUUCCACUUACUCAUCCGCUGGCCGCCUUGAUCUUGAACGGAGUUCGAAACAUUUCAGGAAGCAAGGGAGAAGUCAUCGAGAGUUAUCAGUUCUACAAAACUACCAUCUCAAGACAGAUAAUCUGUGCAAUUCACCAAGAAAAUCUAUCUCACAAAUUCAUAUGGCUUCACGCCCGAAGGAAGUCCCCAAUUCGAACGCGGCGAGGCGUAGCUCUGCGGCUUCAAUGUUGACGCCGAUCUCGCGAUCGGCCGGCUGUCUCCGAUCGCAUACCUCGGACCUGUCACCUGACGCGGAGGAGCCGUGGGACACGGCUUUUUGA
This is a messenger RNA of Penicillium diatomitis, 2721 nucleotides long. RefSeq lists its product as uncharacterized. The transcript has a single exon. The record is from RefSeq and is a predicted model, not a curated record. NCBI's taxonomy places the organism in Eukaryota, Fungi, Ascomycota, Eurotiomycetes, Eurotiales, Aspergillaceae. The coding region runs from base 1 to 2721 and encodes 906 amino acids.